GCAGGUUUGAAGAGCUUGAGGGGACAUUCCUGAAAAAAUCUGCUGAAAACAUAUCUGGAUCAGAAUGGCAAUGCAUAACGAUACAGGAACUAAUGAUAGUAGUGAGUACCAUUGUGAGUUAAAAGAACACUUCAAGUACAUUCUCCUCCCGGUGAGUUACUCUCUGGUGUUUGUGUUCGGUCUGGGGUUGAACAUCACGGCCAUGUACGUCAUCCUGUUCCGAACCAAACACUGGAAGCCCAGCACCAUCUACAUGAUCAACCUCAACGUCUGCGACACGCUUUACAUCCUCACUCUGCCGUUCCUCAUCUACUAUUACGCUGAUAAGAACGACUGGCCGUUCGGUGAGCUGAUGUGUAAGCUGAUUCGCUUUCUCUUCUACACAAACCUCUACGGGAGCAUCCUCUUCCUCAGCUGCAUCAGUCUGCACCGGUAUUUAGGCAUCUGCCACCCGAUGCGCUCUUUGUACUGGAUGAACGGUCGUCGCGCUCAUCUGGAUCAGAACGGCAAUGGAUAA
This is a messenger RNA of Sinocyclocheilus grahami, 517 nucleotides long. RefSeq names its product P2Y purinoceptor 2-like. The record is from RefSeq and is a predicted model, not a curated record. Gene Ontology annotation, cellular component: plasma membrane. Gene Ontology annotation, biological process: G protein-coupled receptor signaling pathway. The transcript is spliced from 3 exons. Gene Ontology annotation, molecular function: G protein-coupled UTP receptor activity; A1 adenosine receptor binding. The coding region runs from base 65 to 517 and encodes 150 amino acids. NCBI's taxonomy places the organism in Eukaryota, Metazoa, Chordata, Actinopteri, Cypriniformes, Cyprinidae.